Cryptomeria japonica (Japanese cedar) is the source of this 1968-nucleotide messenger RNA. RefSeq lists its product as uncharacterized. NCBI's taxonomy places the organism in Eukaryota, Viridiplantae, Streptophyta, Pinopsida, Cupressales, Cupressaceae. Gene Ontology annotation, cellular component: cytoplasm. The coding region runs from base 240 to 1460 and encodes 406 amino acids. The record is from RefSeq and is a predicted model, not a curated record. The transcript is spliced from 8 exons.
AAUUGGCAAGUAUAUAUAUAUCUGGUGGGACUAGGAAACCAAGAGACUGAGAAGAGAAAACAACUUUAAAAGCGUUUAGGAAGUGAAAAUGACAGAAAGGGGGUUUGAGGUGUAAAUCGGUGAAUACGUACACGCUCAUUCCUCCUACAUUUCAUUGCCUUCCUCUUCUCUUGGGAAGGCGAAAUUCAGACGCCCAUUUUGUCAAUUAUCUGCUUGCGGACAUUUCCACUGCAUUAUCAAUGGGCCUUCCUCUUCCUCCAGGCCUCAUGUCAACAAAUAAGGAAAGGGAGGACAUUGUCAUCUUGGGUAUGCCCGGGCCAUGGGCAGAGGACAAUAGUGAAGCUUCUGACCACUAUACCACUAAAAUUGGUGGCUUGCCAGACUGGCCAAUCCCAGCAGAAGAAAUCAACCUUGAAUUGAUGAAAUGUGGUGUAUGUGGUGGAGACCUUGGGCUUGUUGCACAGACCUAUGCUCCUCUUGAGACUGAUAGACUUCAUAUUGAAGAGCGUACACUCUAUAUUUUUGGAUGUCCUCUCCCAAAUUGUGGGAUCAGCCCAUUGAGUUGGCGUACAAUAAGAGUUCAGAAAAGAAUUCCUGUUGAUGGUGGCAUUUUUAGAGGGUCCAUGUUAGGAUCGUCAUCUUCAACUGAUGGCAGCAUGACUGGGAUAGAAUCAUCAAACAGGUUUAGUGAGCAAGAGCAGGAGCUUAACUCCAGUACGGAUGAAUGGUGGGAGGAUGACACAUGGAGAGAUUCAACUAAUGGUGAAGAUAGUGCUGGAACUCUUGAUAUGCGGGAGCUUGGUAGGGCUUUGUUGGAAGCUGGUUACAUGGCUGCUCAUCUUUCUGAGGGGCAAAAUGAGGGCAAUCAUCCUUUAGUUGGAGAAGCAAGUCAGAGUGAAGCUGAUAUUCUAGAUAUUGGCUUGCCUGUGCUUCCAUGUUUUUAUAUCUAUUCUCAAAACGAGUCACAACCAUCCCGUGGCAGCAGGGCUUUGUCAGCUUUGCAUGCAUCUGUGGAUUAUCAAGCAGCACAUAAUUAUGAUGCUGAAGAUGCACAGGAUGGAACCUGGGAAGGGGAGGAAUAUGAGCAUGCCAGGGCCUUGAGUGCGGAUAGAACCUAUCUUAAGUUCAAGAAGAGGCUUGACUGGUACCCAGAGCAAUGUAUCAGAUAUUGCUUUGGAGGUCAACCACUGUUGGCAAAUAAAGAUCAAGGAGAUCCUGGUGUUUGCACGCUAUGUGGAGGACCUCGAGUUUAUGAAAUGCAAUUGAUGCCACCUCUGCUAUAUUACUUGCAGCAGGCUUGCAAGGAUUCGGAGUCUUUGUAUUUAGCAAAUAAUUGGGAAUGGCUAACACUUUUUGUAUAUACAUGUGCCCAGAGCUGUUCAGGAACCACAGGAGAUAGCAAUGAGGGAACAGAAUGGCUUGUCGUAGAGGAAGCCACCAUUAUUCAAUAUGAAACAUGAUUUUAUAUUUCCAAUUUUUCAUUUGUUUAAUUAUUUGUCAAAUUAUCUGCCAGAAGCAAUUUUUCUGAGGAUGGGGUUUUUGAUUUCCCCCAAAAUAAUCAGUCUGUCAACUGGGCAAAAAUCUUCACCAUUUGCCUGGAGAUUCACUGAUUUGAAUGUGCAGUGUUUUCAACAAUGGAACAUUGCUCUACAUCUUCAUCAGAUCUCAAGUCAGCAAGAUGAUGCUCAUUGCUAAGUUAACUAUUUCUUAUCUGUAUCUAGCAGUGGAUUUAGAGCAGGACUUGAAUGUUUGCUUGUUUAGGUACAUGUUUGAUAUAUUCAUGCCUUAUCUACAAGGCAUUCAAUGUGAAGCUUGUUCUGAAGAAAUAUGGCCACGAAUUUGGAUUGUAAGGUUAUGGUUCAUCAUUAAUAAAAAGGCACAUGUAAUAAGAUGAGUGAAGACUUGUCUAUAGACGCUUAAAACAGCGGAAGGUGGUAUUAUAAUAUUAUGUUUAUUGAGAUUUCAAAA